CAUUGUAAAAUGUAUUUCUCUUUCUUCCGUUUUGUUAUACAAGAAAAUAAUCAUCAGUUUUAACCUAAUUACAAAAAAUUUGUGUUCGUUAAAUGAUUAGAUCGUUAUACAUAUAUAAUAUAUAUAUAUAUAUAUAUAUAUAUAUAUAUAUACACAUACAUAUAGCAUAGUUGUUUUUCUCAUAUACAUAUUUAAAAAGAUGGGAAAGAAACGAAAUAGUCAACCUCUACCGGUUACCCCAAGUCGUGUUAAAAUAGAAAUAAAAGAUGAAAUAGGAGACAGUGAUGUUCUUGUUGCAAGAGAUAGAUUAAAAGGAGCUUUACGAGAAUUAUUGCAACACACCGAUUCAGACUCAUCAGCAGAUUCAAGCGAAGAAAAUUCUUCUCAUGAGUUUAGGCAUCAUAUGAGAAAAAUAGACAACAUGUACAGGACGAAGUCUAUUCAUUUUCAACAACCAAGAAAAAUAAGGCGGCGUAGACAAAUACAAAUGGAUACAGCAUUUCAUCAUACGUAUGUGAUGAAACUAUUUGAUCGCAGUGUAGAUCUAGCUCAGUUUCAAGAAGAUACACCACUUUAUCCUAUUUGUAGAGCUUGGAUGGCUAAUCAACCAAGAAAUCCAAAUCUUAUUCCAAAAAUACGUAGUCCUAGUCCUGAAAUAGUUAGUGAAAUAAAUAAUCAAAAUAGCAACAUAUUAGAUGCAAGUGGAGAAAUACGAGAUGUUCAUUUUUUACCACCUCCUCUUCCUUGUGAAGAGGCAAUGCCAAGAAAUCGUAUACCAUCUCCAAUUAUUCCUGAAAAAGAAGAGAUUAAAUUAGAAUAUGAUGGACAAACUCUCAAUUCGCGAGAUGUAUUACUAAGAGAACACAGAAUACAUUGGAAUGCUGUUCGUAAAAAGUGGCAUCAGCAGGCGCAUAAAAAUGAACAACGUUAUGCACAAGGCCAACAAAUACUCAGUACUAUAUUUAAAAGGGCACAAUCAGAAUUUGAAUAGUAAAACAACUAGACCAUGCAUUAGUAUCUAUCAAUUACAUAAAUAUUCGUAAUAUUUGGAAGCAAACAUAUAUCUGCAACAUUAAAUGAAUCCUAUUAUUAAAAUAAUUAUAUUUCUCCUUUAUAUUAUUUGUAUAAAUAUAUAUUUUUAUCACAACAUAUUUUGAUAAUUAUGUUUGUAAUUACGUCUUAUAAGGGCUCCAUCAAACCUUAAAAACACUGAUUUUUUUAAACUCUAUACCAUGAUACAGGUCCAUUAGUCCUAAUAGACCCCUACGAUCCUGUAGUUUUACAAAAAUCGGUUUUCUUAAGAUCUAACGGAGCCCUUGUUAGUAUAAUGAGAUGUCACAAAUUUGAUCUUCAUACUUUUAUAUUGAUUUUUUUUGUUUUAAAUAUAUAUAUAAUUCAAAUGAUUGCCACGCUAAUUUAUUAUUAAUUUAGUA
Messenger RNA from Polistes canadensis, 1433 nucleotides. It is a transcript of the gene mip40, whose product is annotated as protein lin-37 homolog. Gene Ontology annotation, cellular component: transcription repressor complex; Myb complex. The coding region runs from base 200 to 991 and encodes 263 amino acids. The transcript is spliced from 7 exons. Gene Ontology annotation, biological process: negative regulation of transcription by RNA polymerase II. The record is from RefSeq and is a predicted model, not a curated record. NCBI's taxonomy places the organism in Eukaryota, Metazoa, Arthropoda, Insecta, Hymenoptera, Vespidae.